Molecule: messenger RNA, 567 nt
Organism: Penicillium arizonense
Lineage: Eukaryota; Fungi; Ascomycota; Eurotiomycetes; Eurotiales; Aspergillaceae
Product: putative IgE binding protein
Exons: 1
Coding region: 1-567 (188 amino acids)
Source: RefSeq, a predicted model, not a curated record
AUGAAAUUCACCCUCACAGCCCUCGCGCUCCCCCUGCUCGCCACAGCAGCCCCAGCACCCCCCGCCAACCCCCCAUUCACAGUAAUGGCCGCCCGCUCCGCGAGCCCAAUCCACUACCUACAACUAAACGCGGCAGGCCAAAAGUUCUGGCUCGGCGGCACCACAGCCAGCUACUGCCCAAGCCAAGUAAAGGACUGCCCAGCCGGCAACCAAACCGUCUUCGCGCCAGGCGGCACAUCAAUGGACACAGAAGUACCCGGCGGACAGCAGGUGUACAUCGACCCGAACGGCGCGUUGAGCUUCACUCAGGCUCAUUCUGCCAAUAUCCCCGCUGGGUCUUCGUACGGGCCGUUUGUUUAUGAGGCGGGCGAGCCUUGGUCGCAUUACUUUUACCGGGGUUGGGGGGCUAGUGGAUUUAUGGCAUGUCCGACUGAGGAUAACCGUUGGCAGGUUUUUGGGGCUUUGGCUAAUGCUACUGUUCCUAAGGGGGAUGUUAAUGAGUGUCUUGGAUUUUCGGCUAUGGCGAUUACUUAUGAGGGGGAUGUUCCUGCGUGGCAGUAUAUCUAG